Messenger RNA from Xenopus tropicalis (tropical clawed frog), 1073 nucleotides. Its product is annotated as phospholipid scramblase 2. Gene Ontology annotation, biological process: plasma membrane phospholipid scrambling. The record is from RefSeq and is a predicted model, not a curated record. Gene Ontology annotation, molecular function: phospholipid scramblase activity. The coding region runs from base 127 to 840 and encodes 237 amino acids. The transcript has 8 exons. NCBI's taxonomy places the organism in Eukaryota, Metazoa, Chordata, Amphibia, Anura, Pipidae.
CCCUCCUUCUGUUUUGUAGCAGAAGCCACACCCCAUGUUCCAGAGCAAAACUGUCAUUUUGGAAAGUUCUUCUAAUUCCUCUGACGGGAAACUCUCAAUUGUCAUAACAAGACCUGUCUUUUAAAGAUGACAUCACCAGACUUCAAACCUUCAUUGGAGCAGCCCCCAGGUUACAAUACAAUUGCUCCAUACGCCCCACCAGACCAGUAUCCCCCAGUUGCCCAACACUUGGCUACAACAGGUGCAAGUCCUGGAUCUGAACUCCUCGCCCAGAUAAACCAGUUGUCCAUACGGGAGAAAUUUAAAGUGUCGCAGGGCUGGGGACGUUCCUUCGACGUGCUGAAUUCAGACGGACAGCGGAUCUUCCAGGCAGAGCAGAGCGCUCAUUUUUGUGGUCCGGUCUUGGAUGUGAAUAUCCGAGACAACAGCGGGAACGAGGUGAUGGAAUUCAUCGACACCUGCAAGUGUUCCUGCUCUAGGGAGAUGGAAGUCUACUGGCCCCGGGGAUUCCCUGUAGGUUACGUCACGUUGCACUGGAACCAGAUGGUCACCCACAUGUCCAUAAUGAACUCUGCCAAACAGACCGUCCUGCUCAUCAUUGGACCAAGUUUCCGCAGUGGCAUCUUCGGGAAUUCAUGCUUUGAGGUAAAGUCCACAGAUGAGCAGCACGUGGUGGGAGUUAUCCGACACGAGAACGAGAGCUUUAGUGUCUCUUUCCCGUUGGACCUUGAGGUGGCCAUCAAGGCAGUGUUACUUGGAGCCUCUUUCUAUCUGGACGCAAUUAUUUACCAACAGAGGCGCCGUGUGCAGCAGCAGCAGCAAAGAAGAAGAAGAACCUAAAGAUCCAGAAACAAUAAGAUCCUGUAUUAAACGUUAAUACUAUUGUGCCUACAGUGCAUAUGUAUAAUAUAUUCUCUACAUAACCCUGUGCCUGUAGCCCCAAUACACUAUAUGCCAAUGGUCUUAUGAAAUAUAUACACAGUAAUACAAGUAAUAUUCUACAUAUACUUCAAUGAAUGAAGUUCAAAAAAGUAAAGCACUCAAAAUAAAAUAAAUCUCAAUAUUUUAUUAAG